Molecule: messenger RNA, 985 nt
Organism: Agrilus planipennis (emerald ash borer)
Lineage: Eukaryota; Metazoa; Arthropoda; Insecta; Coleoptera; Buprestidae
Product: mediator of RNA polymerase II transcription subunit 29-like
Exons: 4
Coding region: 334-825 (163 amino acids)
Biological process (GO): regulation of transcription by RNA polymerase II
Cellular component (GO): mediator complex
Molecular function (GO): transcription factor binding; transcription coregulator activity
Source: RefSeq, a predicted model, not a curated record
UACAACUUCAAUAGUUUCUGAAUAAAUUGAUAUUCAAUUUCCAUCUGCACCCGAAACAAUUUUCCUUUUUUUUAACAGAACUGAUGGACGCACAAUUAUAAUACUUACAUAUUCUGAACCCGCAAAAGACGUACAAUUUAUUGGUGACGUUUGAAUUAGUGAAUUAUUUACAUCGGGUGCCAGAUUCACACGACUACAUAUUGGUUAUAUUUCUAAUCUAUGGUUGUAUUUGUCUUGACUAAACUUAUAAGUAAACUGUUUUAUUCGAAUUUGUUUGGUUUUUUUGGUGCAAUACGUUGAUUUCCAGUAUUUAGGAGAUAUAUUGUUAAAAGUAUGAAUGUUCCAGGAAUGUCUCUACAAUCUCAACAAGCUGCCCAACAACAACAGCAGCAACAGCCGCCUCAACCACUUGAUAACAUUUCUAAAAUUAAAUCAUUAAUUGGACCUUUAAGAGAGUCUCUUUCUAAUACAAUUAAAUCAGCUGCUCAAACUCUUAAUCAGAAUAGCCAAAUUGACAUAGGCUCACUCAAAGGAUUUGAUAAUCAAAUACCUCGUUUUGACAAAAGUUUGGAAGAGUUUUAUUCCAUUUGUGAUCAAAUAGAAUUGCAUUUGAAAACAUCCAUUAAAUGCUUAAGUCAAGGCGAUAGUGCGGGUAAAUAUUUACAUUUACCAGUUGCUCCCACUCGUAGUGAAAAUUUAGGAAUUCCAGACAAUACAUUGACUUAUCCACAGUAUUUGUUAACUGUUAACUCGCAAAUUUCAUUUACAAAAGAGAUUCAUGACACCCUUGUAGCUGCUGCUCAGAAUAUUUCUCCGUCAGAUUGACAUUAUUCACAACCGUAUUGAUAUUUUGUUGUAACAUUGUGUAUUGAUUUAAUGUCGUAGUUAGAGCCCAAAUGUGAAUUUGAAUCUAUAAUUUAGUUUUAUUUAGAUAUUUAAGAAAUUGUAUUUAAUUAUAAACAUGCAAAGUACUGCUUUUAAUAAA